This is a messenger RNA of Rhincodon typus (whale shark), 549 nucleotides long. RefSeq names its product homeobox protein GBX-1-like. The record is from RefSeq and is a predicted model, not a curated record. NCBI's taxonomy places the organism in Eukaryota, Metazoa, Chordata, Chondrichthyes, Orectolobiformes, Rhincodontidae. The transcript is spliced from 2 exons. Gene Ontology annotation, cellular component: nucleus. Gene Ontology annotation, molecular function: DNA-binding transcription factor activity, RNA polymerase II-specific; RNA polymerase II transcription regulatory region sequence-specific DNA binding. Bases 1 to 549 code for a protein of 182 amino acids. Gene Ontology annotation, biological process: regulation of nervous system development; regulation of transcription by RNA polymerase II.
AUGCAGCGGCCGCACGGACACGGCACCGCUUUCUCCAUUGAUUCCCUGAUCGGUUCCCCGCAGGCCCGCUCGCCCCAGCUGCUCUACACCGGUUACCCGAUGCUGAUGCCAUACCGGCCGCUGGUUAUUCCUCAGGCACUGCCGCCCUCCCCGCUCCAGUCCGGGAUGCCAGCUCUCAGCCCGCUCGCCUCGUUCGCCAGCCGCCUGACCAACAGUUUCUGUGCCAGCCUGAGCCAGGGGGUCCCCUCUAUGGUAGCUCUAACCACGGCGCUGCCCAGUUUCAGUGAGGCAGCAGAGAAUUACUAUCCCCCGGGCCAGGAGCUAGCGGCUCCCCGCUCCAGCCCCGAGGCCAGCUCCCGGGCAGUGGAGCGAGAGGAAUCGCGGGCGGACAAAGCGGAGCUUCCGCACUUCGCGCACAACUUCCCAGCUCUCACAGGUGAGUCCGCAAAACCCGCGGAAAAUCCGCCUCAAAUCUGCGUAAACCACCCGCAAAACCCGCGCAACGUCCGCGAAAAUAAAAAUCCCGCAGAACUAGAGAUCCGCAGUUGA